Messenger RNA from Trametes versicolor FP-101664 SS1, 300 nucleotides. RefSeq lists its product as uncharacterized. NCBI's taxonomy places the organism in Eukaryota, Fungi, Basidiomycota, Agaricomycetes, Polyporales, Polyporaceae. The record is from RefSeq and is a predicted model, not a curated record. The transcript has a single exon. The annotation marks the transcript as partial.
AUGCGUACACCCUCCAAAGUAGACAACCUCCCCGAAGCUCUGAACUGGCUCCGAGACACAUGCAUCGAGCUCUGGAUCGACCAAGAAGGCUUCCGCGCCAUCCGCGCCCAAUUCCACCUCGGCGCAUACACCCCGGCGCCACCGCUCUUUUCAUCGCCUACCGACGAGCCCACGUACGGGCUGGCCAUCUUUCACCCCACCCGCCCUCAACGUGCGGUUUACCACCACGGCGCUCUCGACUCGGCUCCAGUCCUCCGCCGGCUCACGCUCGCCGGCACCGAGGAGCGCGACUACAUUUCU